AUGUCGACUACUCUAAGCGAAAUCUACAACCCUGCCAUCCUAGGCUUGCCUCCCAAGGAUGUGGUGGAAGCCCACGCGCAGGUAUUCUUCCGUCAGAAGAGUAGAGAAAGAAACAACUCCACUAUCCGGAUACCUGAGGUCUACCACGCGUUUGAAGUGGGCGGGGCCAAGCGCAGGGGAUAUACCUACAUAGUCAUGGAGUAUAUUGACAUCGACCUUGAGCGAUCUGCUUCGGAUGAACAGAGAGCACGAGCCCUUUCCGAGUCGAUCAGUAUCCCACCGCCACCUGGGGUCUUUGGGAGCUUUACUGGUGGCACCUACAGGCAUCAUUUCUUUCGAGACAGCGAGCCUCCUGUUCCGUUUUCUUCUGCCGCAGGGCUUGAAGAUUAUCUCAAUAGACUGGAUUUCAGUACUGAACCGCUCCUAUGCUACUAUGCAGAUAUGCACCCAAGCAAUUUUCCCAUCGAUAAGCACGGCCAGCUCUGGGUGAUCGACUUUGACCAAGCCGGAGUUCUCCCUUCGAGCUUCAUGAAUUAUGCGAUCGCUGCGCAUCCUAAAAAGCGCCUGCCAGUCUCUACUAGGAAAACAAUCCCUUUGCCAAAGACAUCGAACCUGGGGUCCCUAGGUCGUGCCACCUACGUGGUCAAGACCAUCCAUAAUGACUUUCGUAUGCCUGAGUUAGCGUCAUUUGGUUGA
Molecule: messenger RNA, 696 nt
Organism: Aspergillus novofumigatus IBT 16806
Lineage: Eukaryota; Fungi; Ascomycota; Eurotiomycetes; Eurotiales; Aspergillaceae
Exons: 3
Coding region: 1-696 (231 amino acids)
Source: RefSeq, a predicted model, not a curated record